Saimiri boliviensis boliviensis (Bolivian squirrel monkey) is the source of this 1479-nucleotide messenger RNA. Its product is annotated as interferon-induced protein with tetratricopeptide repeats 1B. The record is from RefSeq and is a predicted model, not a curated record. NCBI's taxonomy places the organism in Eukaryota, Metazoa, Chordata, Mammalia, Primates, Cebidae. Gene Ontology annotation, biological process: defense response to virus. Gene Ontology annotation, molecular function: protein binding; RNA binding. Gene Ontology annotation, cellular component: cytosol.
AUGGUAAAUGUCUGUGAGGAACCCCCCCCAUCAGCAAAUUUAGUGUUCCUCAACAGGGCUAUUGAAGAAUCUGAUGGAAAGCUCAUUGAAGACAGCCUGAUUCCGCUGAGAUGUCACUUUACAACUACAUGAAAGUUGUUAAUUGAAGCCCCUGAAAUUCCUAAUUUAGAAAACAAAGUCUUGGAAGAGAUUCAGUUCCUGAACACCAAAUACAAUGUGGGAAUACACAAAGCCUAUGUGAAACACUUGAAAGGCCAGAAUGAGGAAGCCCUGGAGAGCUUAAAAGAUGCCAAAGAAACCCAGAAAGAACAUGCCAACCAAGCAGAUGUGAGAAGUCUGGUGACCUGGGGCAACUUUGCCUGGGUGUAUUACCACAUGGGCAGACUGGCAGAAGCCCAGACUUACCUGGACAAGGUGGAGAACACUUGCAAGAAGUUUGCAAAUCCUUCCCGCUAUAGAAUGCAGUGUCCAGAGAUGGACUGUAAGGAAGGAUGGGCCUCGCUGAAGUGUGGAGGAAAGAAUUAUGAACGGGCCAAGGCCUGCUUUGAAAAGGCUCUUGAAGUACACCCUGAAAACUCUGAAUUCUGUACUGGGUAUGCAAUUGCUGUCCAUCACCCGGAUGGCUUUAACACAGCAACAGAGAGGAAUGAGGCAUUGUCUCUGCACGCCCUAAAACGAGCUGUCAGGCUAAAUCCAGAUGAUGUACAUAUUAAGGUUCUCCUUGCCCUGUAGCUUCAGGAUGAAGGACAGGAAGCUGAAGGAGAAAAGUACAUUGAAGAAGCUCUGACCAGUAUGUCUUCACAGACCUAUGUCUUUCGAUAUGCAGCCAAAUUUUACCGAAGAAAAGGCCCUGUGGAUAAAGUUCUUCAGCUCUUAAAAAUGGCCUUGCAGGCAACACCCACUUCUGCCUUGCUGUGUCACCAAAUGGGGCUUUGCUACAAGGCACAAAUGAUCCAAAUCAAGGAAGCUACAAACAGGCAGCCUAGAGGGCAAGAUAGGGAAAAUGUGGACAGAUUGGUUUGAUUGGCUAUAUGCAAAUUUGAAAAGACUAUAAUGUUAAAGCCCACAUUUGAGUUAGCCUGUGUGGACCUAGCUGAAAUGUAUGCAGAAGUGGGCCACCACAGAAAGGCUGAGGACAUUUUUUAGAAAGUGCUAUGCGCGAAGAUCGUUGACGAUCACAAAAAGCAAGAGAUUCAUUACCCCUACAGCUCUUUCCAAGAACAUCAUGGGAAAUCUGAAAAUAAAGCAAUCACCCAUUAUUUAAAAGGUUUGAAAACAGAAAAUAUGUCCUAUUCCAGGGAAAAACUUCUCAAUGCUUUAGAGAAAUUGGCUAAGAGACACGUUCACCGGAAUGUACGGGCUGUGGAAAGUUUCAGUCUCCUUGGGCUCAUCCACAAAUUGAAGGGAGAAGUAAGUGACGCCUUCCUGUGCUAUAAGAGAGCUCUGAGGCUGACUGCUGACCUGAACCCUAUGUUUUGA